This is a messenger RNA of Toxorhynchites rutilus septentrionalis, 1176 nucleotides long. It is a transcript of the gene Txl, whose product is annotated as thioredoxin-like protein 1. Lineage: Eukaryota; Metazoa; Arthropoda; Insecta; Diptera; Culicidae. The record is from RefSeq and is a predicted model, not a curated record. Bases 163 to 1023 code for a protein of 286 amino acids. The transcript is spliced from 4 exons.
CCCUGCAGGUAAGCAAAAAUCUCUCGUCAUCUUCGUCAGUCCGCUCAUAUUUUGUCUGCCGUUGUUGAGUUCAAUUACAAUCAUUGUGAUAUUCGCCUAACGAUUUCCUACAAGCAAACAAGUGGACUGAUAAUCUUUCAUAGUAGGUUCUAAUCGAUUAGGAUGGCCGUCAAAGCGAUAAACGACGAAGGUCACUUCCAGGCGGAAUUGUCCGCGGCGGGAGGAAAAUUGGUCGUAGUGGAUUUCACUGCCACUUGGUGUGGACCUUGCCGAAACAUUGCUCCUCUGUUCGAUCAGCUUCCGGCGAAGUAUCCAAAGGCUGUCUUCCUGAAGGUAGACGUUGACAAAUGCGCCGAAACGGCAUCCUCUCAGGGUGUGUCGGCGAUGCCGACGUUCAUCUUUUACCGGGCGAGGACAAAGGUUGACCGCAUGCAGGGAGCCGAUAUCAAUGGGUUGGAAGCUAAAAUCCAAAAGCACUACGUUUCUAGUGCUGAUGAGUCGGGCGAAGAUUACGGUCAUGGGUUGUUGGAUCUAGCCACUUUCAUCCAGAAAAAUCAAUGCGAGUGUCUGAACGAAUCGGAUGAUCAUCCGCUGGCGAAUGCGCUUAGUUCGAACACUGGUCAUCUGGCUUCGGAUUGCGACGAGCAGUUGAUUAUUUCGAUAACCUUCAAUCAGGUGGUAAAGAUUCAUUCGAUAAAACUAAAGGCGCCGCCAUCGCACGGACCGAAAAAUGUAAAACUGUUCAUCAACCAACCGCGAACCAUCGAUUUCGACAUGGCCGAAUCGUACGUUUCGGUGCAGGAUUUGGUGGUGGAUCAGAAGGAUCUAGAAUCGGGAGCCCCGAUUCAGCUGCGAUUCGUGAAGUUCCAGAACGUGCAGAACAUUCAGCUGUUUGUGAAGGACAAUCAGUCGGGCGAUGAGACCACAAUCAUUGACCAUUUAGCCUUCAUCGGGUCGCCGAUUGCGACAACGAAAAUGGAUGAUUUCCAGCGAAUAGCCGGCAAAAAGGGCGAGAGUCACUAGUCGACCAGAGGAAGAAGGAUGACAGGAAGUGAGGACGAAACCCUGCACUACUUUGGAUGGCGUUGUUAUCAUUUCACAACGCAGGGAAUGCAAGAUCAUCUGAAAUGGAAAAGUUUUCGUUUUUUAAAAUUAUAAUACAUUAUAGUAAACGAA